Messenger RNA from Cryptomeria japonica (Japanese cedar), 522 nucleotides. RefSeq lists its product as uncharacterized. The transcript has a single exon. The record is from RefSeq and is a predicted model, not a curated record. Bases 1 to 522 code for a protein of 173 amino acids. NCBI's taxonomy places the organism in Eukaryota, Viridiplantae, Streptophyta, Pinopsida, Cupressales, Cupressaceae.
AUGGCGGAGUGUCUAGGGAGAUGUAUUGGGAAGCUGGUUGAGAAAAGGAAGUUUUGUGGUUUGAAUCCAUCUUCUACAGAUCAAAUAUGUUCCCAUCAACAGUUUGCUGAUGAUUCUAUAAUAAUGGGGAAAGCUAUAGUGAAGGAUUCUAGAAGUUUAAAGAAGGCUCUGGAUAGCUAUGGUUCUACUAUCGGACAACUUAUCAAUUGGUCUAAAAGCUUUGUUUAUUUCAUCAAUACUCAGAAGAGAAGGAGGACUAAAAUUAGUAAUAUCCUGGGUUGUCAAGUUGGAAGUCUUCCUGCUUCUUACUUGGGGCUCCCCUUAUGCCAUGAUCCACUUGAUACUUUUUGGGGAGCCUUAGUGGACAAAUUCCACAAGAAGCUGUCUAGCUGGAAGGGGGCUCUUCUUAGCCAAGCUGGUAAGGUUCAAUUGCUGAAAUCUACUCUACAAAGUAUCCCUCUCUAUGCCAUUAGUCUCUUUAGAAUCCCUGCCAAGUAUGCACAGGCCAUUGAAAUGAUUUAG